Caenorhabditis angaria is the source of this 1517-nucleotide messenger RNA. Lineage: Eukaryota; Metazoa; Nematoda; Chromadorea; Rhabditida; Rhabditidae. The record is from the annotation of a GenBank genome assembly.
AUGAGCUUGUGUACGACUGUUGGCGAUUAUACGGUAAGCUUAAUCCUAGCCAGUUUCUAUUUUGAAAAUCUGUAAUUUUCAGCCUAUCGUUGAUAGAUUGCCGAUUGUUCUUCUUGGGAAAAUAUUCAAUUUAUUGGAGGCUCGAGAUGUUGCGAAAUUCAGACGCGUUUCAAAAGUAUUCAAAGAAUAUGUUGAAAAUAUGGACAAAACAAACACGUAUGUUUUUCAUGAGCUUGGGCAAACCAAAGUUUUCACGUGAAAUGAAUAAAAUUCAGUCUGAACUCUCUUCAUUUUAUGUUGUCUCUAACACUUGUAUGAGCAUGGAAAAGAAUCUGUAUCAUAAUAAAUUGUGAAUAAUCACAAUCCCAUUCACAACACGUAUUCUCAAUCGAAAAACUUGAUUUUUCCAGAAAACAUUCGCUUCUUAAACUGCGAAUCUUAAAAGACAAAUUUGAAUUCAAAAGAAGUAAUCCGAAUAGAAAUCAAUUUUCAAGUGAAUUUAUGAAAAUUUAUGGAAAUUAUCAACUGAAUUGGUUUCGUUCUCGUUAUGUGUUCUAUGGAGAAUCAACAAUUCUCGAAACAGAUUUGGAUUUAACCAGUUUUUUGGAAGAAAUCCAUAUGUUUCAAUUGAUAAAUCUGCAAACCGAAGAAAACGAGAAGAAACGAGAGGAAAACGUGAAUCAAUUCUGCAAACAUUUGAGAAACAUGGUAGAAUUGCGUGAAUUUGGAUGUCUUUAUGAGCAUCUAAGCAGCAGAGAAUUGGAAUUGAUUUUGUCAAAUUUUGCGACUCAACAAAAUGUAUCAUUAGUGCGAAUAAGUAUCAAACUUCCUUGGUAUGAGCCCGAAGUUAUGAAUGCAAUUUUGAGAUUAACAAAUGAUAGCUUAAAAAUUCGUUUGGGUCAACCGAGUGAUUUCCUUCCCUCGGAACAUUUGGAAGAAACAUGGUUAAAUGGAAUCGAUCAAUUUGUGCGAAAUAAUGACGUAGGUUUUUUGGAAAACGUAUGGAGUAUUUUAUUUUAGCAAAAUGCACGUUAAAAAUUUAUUCGACAUAUGUAUGAACUAGAUCAUAUCAUGAAAAAGUGGAAAACGCAAGACAUGAAAAAGCGUGAAAAAUUAUUGGAAUUUAAAAAAAUAACAGGAAUCGUUCGAGUUUUGAAUCAGAACCUUCAAAAUUUGUUCAAAAAAAUGUUGAAGUUAAUCGUGCUCAUCGGUUUAUUCAAAUUUUUCAAAUUAUUUUUUGCUGAUUUAAACUUUUCAUAACUUUACAUUCUUAUCAGUUUUUUUCAAAAUAAAUAAAUUCAACAAUUUUCCAGGAACCAGUGAAAAUUAUGGAACUAGUUGAAAUCGAACGAUCUACUGGUGAAAAAAUCAUCAACUAUCUCCAAGACAAUUUCUCCAAUUGCAAGUUGACUACCUCAAAUAAUAGUGCCACUAUUCAUAUCAACAAUCGUUCAAUUUGUCUUUCUUACCCAAUCUUCCAAAGUUUCGCAAGAAGAAGUGUGAAUUUUACUCUUUAA